Lycium ferocissimum is the source of this 854-nucleotide messenger RNA. Its product is annotated as ferredoxin, root R-B2-like. Gene Ontology annotation, biological process: electron transport chain. NCBI's taxonomy places the organism in Eukaryota, Viridiplantae, Streptophyta, Magnoliopsida, Solanales, Solanaceae. Gene Ontology annotation, molecular function: 2 iron, 2 sulfur cluster binding; electron transfer activity. The record is from RefSeq and is a predicted model, not a curated record. The transcript has 2 exons. Bases 220 to 672 code for a protein of 150 amino acids. Gene Ontology annotation, cellular component: plastid.
GGGUCGAAAGGACAAGGAAGUAUAGUGAAGGGCACGUACCCUUAUUUCCUUUUCCCCUCUGCUUCUUUGCUCUCUUCAACAGUCGGUAAAGCUUUCAGAAUUUUCUAUAUAAAGCACUACCAUGAGAAAUAUCUGGGGCACAGCAUAUAGCUAUUUAUUUGGUCAGUUAUUAAGUUCUGUCAUCUUUUUGCAAGCUCAGAUCUUCUACUUCAGUAUAAUAUGUCGAGUAUAAGCGUUCCUUCGUCUUCCUUGCUCAAGGUUACACCAUCAAUAAGAUCCUCCACCUUUACUAAACCUCGAUGCUCGUUAGGUUCUGUAAAGAGUAUUUCCAAAGCAUUUGGCUUAAAGUCCUCAUCCUCGUUCAAAGUCAGUGCAAUGGCAGCAUACAAGGUGAAGCUGAUAGGGCCUGAUGGUGACGAGAAUGAAUUUGAAGUGUCCGAUGAUCAAUACAUCCUCGAUGCAGCAGAGGAAGCGGGAAUGGAGCUGCCUUACUCUUGCAGGGCCGGCUCUUGCUGUACUUGUGCAGGACAGUUGGUUUCGGGUUCAGUAGACCAAUCUGAAGGUGCAUUCCUCGACGAUGAUCAGAUGGAGAAGGGUUAUUUGCUGACAUGUAUUUCGUACCCAAAAUCUGACUGUGUUAUAUACACGCACAAGGAAGAAGAAGUUCAUUGAAUUUUGUUGAUGUGUUCAUUCUGUUUUUAAGGCAACUCAAGAGUAUUAGAGAGCCUUUUUCCAGGAAAGGAGAAUAGGAAAAUAAGAAAACCAUUAAGAAACAGGGUUAUUCUGCAUCCAGUCAUCCAGAUAGUUAUGUUUGUGUCUGGUUUGUGGCAUAACUUAUGUCUCCAUUUUGAUCA